Cryptococcus wingfieldii CBS 7118 is the source of this 1671-nucleotide messenger RNA. RefSeq lists its product as hypothetical. The record is from RefSeq and is a predicted model, not a curated record. The transcript is spliced from 7 exons. NCBI's taxonomy places the organism in Eukaryota, Fungi, Basidiomycota, Tremellomycetes, Tremellales, Cryptococcaceae. Bases 1 to 1671 code for a protein of 556 amino acids.
AUGAUCAUUGUAGAGGUUACUGCCGAAGCAGGUCGAGCUCAAGAGUGUGUCGUAUACCACAACGCACAUCACCGACCGUGUCCGGAUCUUUCGCUGUUGAGGCCAUCUCCUUUCCUACGAAGGGAGCUGUACCAUGCUGCAGAAGAGGUCGGGAGAACCAAGGCAAUGCUGCAGCAGAACUUCAAUACCCGAUCGACCAGCCGCAAGAGCUCCCACGCGUACUGGAUCAGAGUGAACUGUCCUCAUCGUCUGCCCGAUGAUAGAACUUUUGCAGCAGCUAUCACGACGGCCGAAAGACAUGCCCGUAUCAAUAGGGAUCCGCUGAUGGCUGCGGAGAGCAUAUAUGAGCGAAAUAAAGAUAUGUUUCUCUAUUUCAACAAGCCAAGCAUUUUGAAUAAGGAUGCAAAUCCAACAGACGCUCCCGAUCUCCGCUUUGAAUGCGCCAUCGCUCCGAAGGCUGGCUUGUAUGCGGCUAUCAUCUACGGAAGACGUCACGGUCUCUAUAUGGACACGUCCUGGAGACACAAGACUCGAUACAAGAGCCCGGUGACAAUUCUGGCGACAAGGAAUGACGCAGGACACAUGGUUGCAAUCGCCGUGCUCGUCUCCCGCAGAGCUCACACUUACACAUACCUCACUUUCCUGGAGCAUGUGACCCGUGCUAUCGAAGCUGCUGCUCGACAAGUGGCCUCUGAGGGCCCGCCAGAAGCACAAGCAGCGCCACUCCUCAACAUGGACGAACUCCAAGAGCACUCUAAAGCAAUUGUCGCAGCGGAUUUCUAUCUGCCUGCUCUGUUCAUGAUUGACGGUGACGAUGCUGAGCGCAAUGCGAUCGAGCUCAUGUUUGGUCCUGAUAUCAUCAUUCGAUGCUGCCAAUUUCAUGUGAUACAAGCAGUUCAGGCUCAAGUCAGACGCCUAUUCCCCACCAGCGUGGAACAAGAACGGGAAAAGAAGGUAAAGAAGAUACUGGAAAUGUUCAGGAGGCUCCAGCGAUGCCCUUCUUGGGAAGAAUGGGACACAGCCUAUAACAGCUUCAAAGCCGAGGUUCGCAACUAUGCUGCUUCUGCGAGCCCCUUCGGGCCUUCUUUGGUCUCCGAUUUCUUCUCUUAUUUUGAUCAACAAUGGCUUUCCGACAGAUGGCUUACAUGUGUUGUUGAUUUGGGUCUUCCCGAUGGUAUGAUCGUUCGCUUUGGAGCUAGAACCAACAAUCUGGUUGAAGCUGCAUUCAAAGUCUUCGACAAGACAUUCUUUCAUGGAAGGAUCAACAAAAGAGACGAUCGCCUCAUUCACAUCAUUGUGAAGAUAUGGUUCCCAUCUUAUCUCAAACAUUACCACUCUCGUGAACGACCUUCGGUGGUGCUCCAGCGCACGCUCAAACGGGCGUUUACCCUUUGGGAGAGUAACGCCAUCAAACCUAUCGAGCCCCACGAACAGCCAGCAGACUUCAAGGCCAUACAAGCCUUUAUGUCUCUCACUCCGAUGGACGAUGGCUUCGUCAAACCGGACGCCCAUGGCGUGGCCUGGGACCUUGUGUAUGGGGAGAAUGACUCCGAAGGCGAAGAGGAGACAUCAGACGCCGACGAAGGUGCAGAUACCGACGAGAAGAAAUUGGAUGAAAAGGAAGAGGGUGUAAAUGUUUGUAUGAGUGAUUUGGUUAUCAAAGGAAAGUAA